This is a messenger RNA of Helobdella robusta, 417 nucleotides long. RefSeq lists its product as hypothetical. Gene Ontology annotation, biological process: chromatin remodeling. The transcript has a single exon. Gene Ontology annotation, cellular component: nucleus. Lineage: Eukaryota; Metazoa; Annelida; Clitellata; Rhynchobdellida; Glossiphoniidae. Gene Ontology annotation, molecular function: catalytic activity. Bases 1 to 417 code for a protein of 138 amino acids. The record is from RefSeq and is a predicted model, not a curated record.
AUGGAAGUCGCAGAAAUGCUCGUGCGUAGAAGGAUUGACAUCUGCUGCCUUCAGGAAACACGAUGGAAAUCGAAUGGUGUUUGUCAUGUCAACUCAGACAAAGAAAACUAUAAACUAUUCUGGAAUGGUCAAAAGACGGCCAAAAAUGGUGUUAGAAUUUUUGUCAGAGAACCGCUAUCCCAAAAAGUACUGGACAUUAAAAAGAUUAAUUCACGUCUCAUGUGGAUCAAGCUUCGCAUAGAAAAGCAAACAAUGAUUAUUUUUUCUGCAUAUGCACCACAGACAGGCGAAUCAGAAGAGAUGAAAAAUGACUUCUGGGCUGCGUUCUCUGACACCAUCUCAACAAUACCAAAAUCUAAAACAAUCUUUAUUGGAGGCGAUCUCAAUGGCCACGUUGGAGAAAACAAAUGUUUUUGA